AUGACCGAUCUGGCUUUUCAGCUGAAUUUGAGACACCAAGUGACAAUAUUGGGAUACCAUUCCAAAGGGCCGCUCGUAAAGGCUGAACUCUCAGAAGAAGACAGGAAAGGAGUUCCUUUGCUGGUGUCAGCCCCUUAUAUCAGAUGUUUUCCUUUGACCUCUACAGUUGGUCUCCAGAGUGAUGAACCCACAAUCAGCUUUACAUUAACGAGAUACUUGCUGUUGGAUUUGGCACAAAUUGCCAGUCAAUCUGGGAUAGAGUGGGUGGAGCGGCCGGCUGAGCCACAGGAGCUGGUUGUGUUUAGUCUGCCCGGAUGGGUGGAAAGCGAGCAGCCAGACAAGUUUGGCUUGGUCCUGCUGGUCCUGCUUGGACCUUUGAGAUCCUUGCAACAUCGUUGGCCAAGGCGGCAGCCUCGGAAAACCUUCACUGUGCAGGCUGCAUCUGCGAAGAGCUCUGGGAGCCGGACUGUGCUUAGAAAUAACCCUUUGUUGACAUCACUGAGAAAUAAUGCAGUGACCUACAAUGAUGUGCAUGUCAACUUCACUUGGGAAAAGUGGACUUUGCCGGAUCCUUCCCAGAAGAGCCUCUACAAAGAUGUGAUGCUGGAGACCUACAGGAACCUCACUGCUAUAGGCUACAGUUGGGAAGACCAUAAUGUUGAAGAACACUGCCAAAGCUCUACAAGACAUGGAAGGUAUGCAAUAAGUAAUUCCAGAGAAAAACCUUCUGAAUAUUCUCAAUGUGUUAAAGCCUUUGUAUAUUAUGGUCAUCUUCAAAGAAUUCAUACUGGGGAGAAACUCUAUGAAGGUAUUCAGUGUGGUGAAUGUGGAAAAGCCUUUUCAAGACAUGGUCACCUUCUAAUACAUAAAAGAACGCAUACAGGAGAGAAACCCUAUGAAUGUAAUCAAUGUGGUAAAGCAUUUGCUUAUCACUGUUAUAUUCAAAUACAUAAAAGAACACAUACUGGAGAGAAACCCUAUGAAUGCAAUCAGUGUGGUAAAGAUUUUGCAUAUCACAGUAAUCUUCAAAUACAUAAAAGAACACAUACUGGAGAGAAACCUUUUGAAUGUAAUCAAUGUUAUAAAGCCUUUUCACACAACAGUGCUCUACAAAUACAUAAAAGAACACACAGUAGGGAGAAACCUUACCAGUGUAAUCAGUGUGGUAAAGCCUUUGAAGACCACAGUAGUCUCCAAAAACAUAAAAGAACACAUUCUGGAGAGAAACCCUAUAAAUGUAACCAGUGUGAUAAAGCCUUUGCAUAUAGCAGUAGUCUCCAAAAACAUAAGGGAACACAUAUUGCAGAGAAAUGCCAUGAAUGCAAUCAAAGUGGUAAAGCCUUUGGAUGUCAGCAUAGUCUCCUAAUACAUAAAAGAACACAUAAUGGAGAGAAACCCUAUGAAUGUAAACUGUGUGGUGAAGACUUUACAUGUCACAGACAUCUUCAGAUGCAUAGAAGAACACAUACUGGAGAGAAAACCUAUGAUUGUAAUCUAUGUGGUAAAGUCUUUGCAUAUCAGAGUGAUCUCCAAAUACAUGAAAGAACACAUACUGGAGAGAAACCUUAUAAAUGUAUUAGGCAUGGUAAAGCCUUUGCAUGCCACAAUCAUCUUCAAAUACAUAAAAGAGCACAUACUGGAGAGAAACCCUACGAGUGUAAUCAAUGUGGUAAAGCCUUUUCACAACACAGUAAUCUACAAAAACAUAAAAGAACACAUACUGGAGAGAAACCCUACGAGUGUAAUCAAUGUGGUAAAGCCUUUUCACAACACAGUCAUCUACAAAAACAUAAAAGAACACAUACUGGAGAGAAACCCUGCAAAUGUCAACAGUGUGAUAAAGCCUUUGCAUGUAUCAGUGGUCUUCGAAUUCAUGAGAAAAAAACACAUUCAAGAGAAAAACCCUGUUGUUUGCUUUAA
This is a messenger RNA of Mesocricetus auratus (golden hamster), 1920 nucleotides long. RefSeq names its product zinc finger protein 120-like. Gene Ontology annotation, biological process: regulation of transcription by RNA polymerase II. Gene Ontology annotation, molecular function: DNA-binding transcription factor activity; RNA polymerase II cis-regulatory region sequence-specific DNA binding. The record is from RefSeq and is a predicted model, not a curated record. Lineage: Eukaryota; Metazoa; Chordata; Mammalia; Rodentia; Cricetidae. Bases 1 to 1920 code for a protein of 639 amino acids. The transcript has 7 exons.